Dicentrarchus labrax (European seabass) is the source of this 1586-nucleotide messenger RNA. It is a transcript of the gene tppp3, whose product is annotated as tubulin polymerization-promoting protein family member 3. The coding region runs from base 183 to 719 and encodes 178 amino acids. The transcript is spliced from 5 exons. Gene Ontology annotation, molecular function: tubulin binding. The record is from RefSeq and is a predicted model, not a curated record. NCBI's taxonomy places the organism in Eukaryota, Metazoa, Chordata, Actinopteri, Moronidae. Gene Ontology annotation, biological process: positive regulation of protein polymerization; microtubule polymerization; microtubule bundle formation. Gene Ontology annotation, cellular component: microtubule.
CCUCAGAGCUGCAGAGCUGAAUACAGCAGAGUGUGAGGACAGACAGACGCAGGAGCACGGAGGACAGACAGACAGCACAAACAGGAGGGAAUACACUCUAACUGCUGCUUCUCCUCACUGUCCUUCAGCACAUUUGACAACUAACAGCUUGAAUUUGAGGUUUUUCUCGAUAUUUUCCCGUCAUGGCGGAGAGUGCGGACAUGGAGCAGCUGCUGACAUCCUUCAGGAAGUUCGCCAUCCAUGGAGACACGAAGGCGACGGGGAAGGAGCUGAACGGGAAGAACUGGGCCAAACUGUGCAAAGACUGCAAGAUCAUUGACGGCAAGAACGUCACCGCCACCGACGUCGACAUCGUCUUCUCUAAAGUGAAACAGAAGACGUCUCGGGUCAUCACCUACGAGGAGUUUCGGAGAGCUCUGGAUGAACUGGGUCCAAAGAGGUUCAAAGGUCAAAGUAAAGAGGAGGCGCUGGAGUCCAUCUUCAGACUGGUGGAAGGAAAAGAGCCGAGCAACGCUGGAGUGACGAAAGUGGCGAAGACGGCAGCGGUGGACCGGCUGACCGACGCCUCCCGUUACACCGGUUCGCACAAAGAGCGUUUUGACCAGAGCGGCAAGGGCAAAGGUCGAGAGGGCCGUGAGGAGCUGGUGGAGAACACGGGCUACGUUGGAGCUUACAAGAACGCCGGGACGUACGACAAUAAGACAAAGGUGGAGAAAUAACGAGGCAGGAAGCUCGUCUACGGCACUUAAACUGGACCAAACCUUGAACUUUGACCCCUCUGUGUGUGUGUUAAAUGAAACACAACCAGCGUUUCAGCUCAGAGUGAAGUGUUGCUGAUCUGAUAGAUGCUAGCUGAUGCUAACUGAUGCUAACGGCUCUGUUUACAGACACACAUUAUUCGUUUAUAAUUAUUCCCAUUUAGUCAAAGGUCCAGUGUGUCACAAAUAUUGAGGACAGAGGUGUGUAAUUGUUAGCUAGCUAGAGCUAAUAUUAGCAAAAUGCUCGAAAACCAGCUGUCUCCUAGAAACUACAUUUACCAUAAACGUUGGCAGUUGACCCUUCUUUAGCCCCGCCCCCUUUGCUCUGUGCUCCAAUCACAGUUGAGCAAGCCUCGGUCAAAAUGCUCCUUCCUGUGCUUAGAUUUGCUAUAUGCUAGGCUAGUCUAUAUUGAAAAGACAACUACAUUUUAAAGAUGGUUAAAAUAUACAUCAAUCUGAUAGCUAAUGUUAACGAAACGCUAGCUAAUUAUCUAGUUAAUAACUGAUGAAGUAGCUAGUUAGCUAGCGUUUUGCAAACAUUAGCCAACCUAAAGAACCGGUGUGACCAACAGAACGAGCUACAGCUCAUUAAAGUGUGUUAACGAGGUGAAUCAGCUGAAGACGAGACAGCGGGAGAUUGUUAGCAAUGUAUGCUAGCAACAGUUGUAUUAACAUAGACGCACGCUGCUAACACCGGCGAGAGUUAAGUCUUUAAUCUGAACUCAUUUUAUUUUAAUAUAUUUAGGUGUUGCAGCUUCUUCUUUUGUCUUUAUGUUAAAACAGAAACUGGAUUUGUUCAUAAAGUUAAUAAAUACAAAAAUAAAAACA